Elaeis guineensis (African oil palm) is the source of this 1705-nucleotide messenger RNA. Its product is annotated as premnaspirodiene oxygenase. Gene Ontology annotation, molecular function: heme binding; iron ion binding; monooxygenase activity. Lineage: Eukaryota; Viridiplantae; Streptophyta; Magnoliopsida; Arecales; Arecaceae. The record is from RefSeq and is a predicted model, not a curated record.
UACACUCAAAGCAUCAGAACACCAGCCAUGGAACUCCAUCUCCCUUCCUUACCCUUCCUUUCCUUCUUCCUCCUCUUUGUACUCAUAGUAAUUAUAAAGUUAACCAAAUCCACAGCAACAGGAAUUAAGCUGCCUCCGAGCCCAUGGAAGCUCCCUAUCAUCGGUCACCUCCACCAUUUUCUCGGAGCUCAGCUCCCUCACCGUGCCCUCCGUGAGCUGUCUUGGCGGCAUGGCCCUGUCAUGCACCUCAGGCUCGGACAAGUCGACCACAUUAUCGUCUCCUCUCCAGAGAUGGCAAGAGAGAUCCUGAAGACCCACGAUCUCAUCUUCGCCACCCGAGACAAAAUACUAAUUUCCAAGGUGUUCUAUGACGGCACAGACAUUGUCUUCGCACCCUACGGAAGCUACUGGCGGGAGCUGCGGAAGAUAUGCGUUCUCGAACUACUGAGUGCAAAGCGUGUCCAGUCCUUCAGCACACUUCGACAAGAAGAGAUGUCCAACCUUGUGGGAUACAUCUCCAACAUGAGAAAUUCCCCGGUUAACCUUAGUGAGAUGUUUCUCCUGACAUCUAAUACUGUGACCUCGAGGGUGGCAUUUGGUACACAGUGCAAGCAUGGGCCAAGAUUCAUCUCAGCAACGAAGAAAGUACUGGAAUUGUUCAUUGGAUCUAACGUAACUGAUUUAUUCCCCUCAUUGAGUGUUAUUGACACUCUUAGUGGAUUGAGUUCAAGGUUAGACAAAUGUGGCAGGGAGAUGGAUGAGAUUCUCGGGCAGAUCAUCGAGGAGCAUGAAGCGAAGAGAGCAACCAGCAAUGGGGGACCGCAGGAGGGGGAAGAUCUUGUGGACGUUCUCUUAGGGCUGAAAGAAAAUGGUGGACUUGAAUUCCCCUUCACGCUCACCAACAUCAAGGCCGUAAUCCUGGAUAUGUUCGCGGGGGGGACCGAGACAUCAGCGACAAAGCUACAGUGGACGAUGGCAGAGUUAAUGAGACACCCUGAGAUAAUGGUGAAGGCUCAGGUGGAGGUGCGGCAAGCAUUCAAGGGAAAGACCAAGAUCGAGGAGGAAGAUAUCACUAAAUUGCAUUACAUAAAAUUGGUGAUCAAAGAGUCUCUGAGACUGCACCCACCGGUGCCAUUGCUCGGGCCGAAAGUAUGCCGUGAGGCAUGCAAAGUGGACGGCUACGAUAUCCCGUUUGGGAGCAGGAUUAUCAUCAAUGCAUGGGCUGUAGCAAGGGAUCCGAGAUACUGGGAGGACCCAGAGAGCUUUAAGCCGGAAAGGUUCGAUGGCAGCUCGGUGGACUACAAAGGUGGCAACUUUGAGUAUUUGCCUUUCGGUGGGGGCAGGAGGAUAUGCCCGGGGAUCACCUUUGGCAUGGCUCAGGUGGAGACGGUCCUAGCCCACCUCCUCUACUAUUUUGAUUGGAAGAUCCCUGAUGGAAUGGACCCCAAGGAUUUGGAUAUAACCGAGCUCUUUGGGGGAACCGUGAGCUUGAAAUCGCCUCUGUGGUUAAUUGCUACUCCGCAUAUUCUAUCUAAAUGAUAUACAUAGCUUAAGUAAUUAGAUGUUGCUUUUGGGGGAGCGGUAUCUGUAUGCAAUACUGCAAGCAUGCCUUUGUGUUUGUGAUUUCGUAAAUUGUUCUGCAAUAAAAGUAGCGCUUUAUGGAGAAACAAAAGGAUAUAAUAUGGAAAACAAAAGAAAUUCACAA